GAGCUAGGGACAAAUCUGAUUCAUUAUUAAUGUACCUGUAAUUCAUAAUUUCUGAUGAAUUAGAAUAAUUUAGAAAAUACCCAAAGAUAAGUGAGGAUGAAAUUUACUUUGCUGUUAGUUUGAAUGGUUUAUAUACAUAGUUUGCAGGCAGAUGUCUGCUUCCAUUGGAUAAAUAGAUUCAAAAAGUGUCAUGAAUGUUCAUCAAUGGGAGAUCAUGAUAUUCAGAAUAAUCGUGAGGGAUAUACACAGUAAAAAGAGAUGAACAUAAAAAAGACAGAGUUAAAUCCUUCUGAACAAAACAUUCCAGGCAGUCGCUAACUUGGACCCAUCAUUACAGAUUCACUGAGUCUCACAUCUGACCAUAAACAAGACAUCAAAACCUUGAACACUAAAGUCAGGGGAUUAAAAUCAAUUGAUGACCAUUUUGUGAGGGAUAAUGAAUUCAGGGCGGUGUGUGAGAUAGGUAAGCACAUAAUGAGACAUAAUUGAUCCAGGGAUAGGACCGUAUUGUAUGAAGACAGAGGAGAGGUAACAUCUUGUCCUGUAGAGCAGGAGGCUGUACAAACUCUACAAAGACAGUGUAAAGACAUAGAGAUUUUAUUUCUUAAGGACCAGUUUAAUGUUUCAUCCAACUAAUUUGAUAUUCAGGGAAAAUCCACACCACUGAAACUUUCACAGGGAAGCUGGGCUUUAAUUUAAUGUGGAUGAUGUGAAUAUUGGAGACAAAAUGAUAGAGACUAUAUUUACAUUCAUAAGACAGAAUAAGGAUGAAGUCUUCACUUGAGUUUAUGAUUUGUUUGAUAAUGGGAAUGGUAAUAAUAUUUCAUAGAGCAACCCACUGCAGGGAGGUAACCCAGUGUGCAGGAAGGGAGAUAGACCUGAACUGCUCUAGUCCUGAUUGGCUGAUUCACAUAGACUAUGAGAUCUAUGCUUACAACCAAUCACAAGGCUGCGAUGUGUCAGCUGACUCCUGCCAGGGGGUGGAGUUUCUGGCCCCGCCAAGUGUCAGACACUGUAACGGCAGACCGUCCUGCUCUUUCAAGGUCCCCACAGAUCAGUACUUGUCUGUGUGCAGAGAGAAUGCCACCGAACUAAAAGUCUUGUACCAGUGUGUGGCAAAGUCGCAGAGCUUUGACUUGUGCACUGACUUCCUGGAGCGGCACAGAUCCACCAUUUACCUGACUUCCCCUCAGUACCCCUCCCCCAAACUGUCUCCCAUUAAGUGUUCCUGUGAGGUCAAGGGUCAAAACAUUAGUGUCCUCACCCUGGAGCAGACCAAGGCCCCCUAUGUGGUCUACAUACUAUCCACCGAGUCCCUCAGUAAACACAUCACAAAGCUCCAGGUCAUCAACAGACUGGAAUUCUCCAACAUCUCCAGCCUGGAGGUGCUCCUGGACAACAAGUUCCCGGAGCAAGAAUUCAGACUGUGGCUCAAACUGACUGGCACAGAUAUGACGGUUAAAUGUGGCUCUCCUGUGAUAACCUCAGAAAUCAGCAGCUUGGAAAUCGUCACAGCAACUCAUCUGAGUUACCUCCCUUCAAGCAUCCUCACGGCUUCAGAGAUGGGACAUUACUCCACUCAGGAAGUCAACCAGACUUCUCUACCCAGCAUGCACUGGAACUCCACCAGCACUGCAGGUCUGGACAUUUCCAAAACUGCUGCAGGUCCUGAUAAUUCAAAAACUGUCCUGAGACCUGACAAUUCAGAAACUGACUCAAGUCUUGAUGAAUCUAGGACAAGUUAUCUCUCUUUGUAUACAGUAUCUGCGACUGCCACUGUGUCUUUAUCUUCUGUGUCCAUCACUGGACAAAGUACCCAGAGGAUCAGCCAAUCAGAUGAGGUGAUUCUGGUUGCAGUAAUCUCUACAGUGUGUGGGCUUUUCUUCAUCAUUUUCAUCAUCGCUACCAUUCUUAUAUGCAGAAAGAGGACUGACGAGGUCUCCGAGUCCAGAGAACAUAUUCACAGGCCAGGGACCAAUGUCAUACAUGCCUAUGAAGAUGACAAUUUUACUGUCAACUUUUAAAAUUGAUCAUUUCUUAUAAUAAAAAAGCAAUAUUUUCAUAUUAGUU
This is a messenger RNA of Magallana angulata, 2070 nucleotides long. RefSeq lists its product as uncharacterized. The record is from RefSeq and is a predicted model, not a curated record. The transcript has 6 exons. The coding region runs from base 768 to 2024 and encodes 418 amino acids. Lineage: Eukaryota; Metazoa; Mollusca; Bivalvia; Ostreida; Ostreidae.